Molecule: messenger RNA, 573 nt
Organism: Suillus discolor
Lineage: Eukaryota; Fungi; Basidiomycota; Agaricomycetes; Boletales; Suillaceae
Exons: 4
Source: RefSeq, a predicted model, not a curated record
AUAGUGUUCAAAAGUACUCCAUGUUUCGUCUUUCACGACUCAUGCGGUUUCGAAGCGGGUGGUGAAGAACAAUUCGAGAAGAUGAAGAAAUUUGUCUCAGAACGCACACAUGCGAAUAAAUUAGAGGAGCGAAUACAUGCUAUCUGGUAUUGUAUUCCAAGAGGUGACGGAAGUCGACUAUUCCAGCAAUCAGAGGAGAAGUUCUUCUUACAGUGCGACACUGGGUGCAUGCCCGUAGUUGUGGUGUUCACAAAGUUCGAAACUCUGAGUUCAGUCACGUAUGGUCAAAUCAAGAAGCAACUACAAGGGGUAUCAACAGAAGAAUGCUCAAAAAGGAUUACCCAACGCAUCGAAGAGCUGUUCACGAACACAGGUGUCUUGAAUAAGUUGCGCAAACCUGAAAACCGUGCCCGUUAUAAGUCUUAUGUACGCUUGGAGAAUAUGAACAAACCUCAUACAGACUGCAGCACUCUACUGGAAUGCACUACUCUCACACUGGACAACGAAGAAUUGCGGUUGUGCCUGCUGUUGACACAACAAUCGAACCUGGAGCUGUGCAUCAAGUGUGCCGUC